This is a messenger RNA of Priceomyces carsonii, 3747 nucleotides long. It is a transcript of the gene NCR1, whose product is annotated as sphingolipid transporter. Gene Ontology annotation, biological process: sterol transport. Gene Ontology annotation, molecular function: sterol binding. Gene Ontology annotation, cellular component: membrane. The record is from RefSeq and is a predicted model, not a curated record. Lineage: Eukaryota; Fungi; Ascomycota; Pichiomycetes; Serinales; Debaryomycetaceae. Bases 1 to 3747 code for a protein of 1248 amino acids. The transcript has a single exon.
AUGAAGUCCUGUUACUUCUUUAUUGUUGCUUUAACAUUUGUGGUUUGCAAUGUAUAUGGUAUAAUACAUGAAGAUGGAUUCUGUGCUAUGUAUGGAGAUUGUGGAAAAAAGUCAAUUUUUGGAGGCUCUUUGCCAUGUCCUAAUAGUACUGAAGCCGUAAUUCCGUCAACCAAAUCGGUUGAAUUGCUAAAACAAAUUUGUGGAGACGACUUCGUGACUGAUAAGGUAUGCUGUACCGAAGAGCAGAUUUCUAGUUUACAGUCAAAUUUAAACAAAGCAGAGCCAAUUAUUAGCUCAUGCCCAGCAUGUCGAAAGAACUUCUUCAAUUUCUUUUGUGAAUUCACCUGUUCUCCAAACCAAUCCAAGUUUAUCAAUAUUACGAAAACAGCUACAGCAAUUGACACGAAGAAGGAGAUAGUUACUGAAUUGGAUUUUUUUGUUAAUCCAGAAUUUGCUGAUCGCUUCUUUAAUUCUUGUAAAGAAGUGAAGUUUCUGGCAACUAAUGGAUACGCUAUGGAUUUAAUUGGAGGAGGAGCAACCAAUUAUCAAGACUUUUUGAAGUUUUUAGGAGACGAGAAGCCUCUUCUUGGGGGCUCACCCUUUCAAAUGAACUUCAAAUAUAAUAUGAGUAAAGAACUGAAGCAUCAGGGGCUACAGUUGAAAGGUGGUAUCAUGAGAGAUUGCGAUGACUCAGAGUACAAGUGCGCGUGCUCCGAUUGUUCUAAGUCUUGCCCUUCGUUGCCAAGGUUUAAAGAUUUUGGGACCAAGUGUAGAGUGGGUAAGCUACCAUGUUUUUCAUUUGCGGUAAUAAUCGCAUGGUCUUGUCUAGUUUUAAUAGUGAUAGGCUAUCAUGUAUUUCUGGUUAGGUCAACGAAGUUUGAAUCUGAGGAUAUUGAAGAUGAUACCAUUUUCGCUAAUACGAGUCUUAAUACUGCUAGUAAGGUUUCAAAUAGUCUUCAAAACCUAUUUCUCACGGGAACUAAAAAAUUUUUCAAAGGAACUGCUUUUUUCUGUUCCUCUCAUCCAUUACUGACAAUAUUGAUUAGUCUUGCGGUUUCCUUCUCAUUAUCGCUAGGGUUAUUGAAAUUGAAUUUAGAAAAAGAUCCUGUCAAUUUGUGGGUAAGUCCUCAAGAACCUGCUUUGCAUGAGCUUAAUUAUUUCGAAGAUAAUUUUGGUGAAUGGUAUCGAAUUGAACAGUUGAUUGUUAGUUCACCAGAUGACCAACCGAUUUUGAACUGGGAUAAUAUUAAAUGGUGGUUUGAGAAAGAACUCGAGCUACAGAAGCUUGAUGGUGUAUCGCUCACUGAUCUUUGUUUCAAGCCUUUGGGAGAAACUUGUGCAGUUGAGUCCUUUACCCAAUAUUUCCAAGGUGACAUCGGUAACCUUAACGAAAAUAAUUGGAGGCAGAAGUUGCAAGGUUGUACAGAUUCACCUGUGAAUUGUCUUCCCACUUUCCAGCAACCUUUAAAGAAAAACCUUCUUUUUGAUAAUGAUGACAUUUUUAAUGCGAGGGCCUUUGUUGUUACUAUUUUAAUCAACAACGACCUGAAAGAUUCGAACUACACUAGUAUGGCUGUUGAUUAUGAACAUGGGUUUCAAAAAUGGGUUUCCAAAAUAAGACAAGAGAGCAAAUUGAGAUUCAGCUUCAGUACAGAAGUCUCAUUAACGGAGGAAUUGAAUAAAUCAACAAAUACAGAUAUCAAGGUAAUAGUGAUUUCAUAUUUAUUGAUGUUUCUAUAUGCUUCUUUGGCACUUGGACGUAAAUUUCCGACUACUGUCAAAGCACUAACAGAAACCAAAUUCCUGUUAGGAUUAAGUGGUAUUAUUAUUAUCCUACUUUCUGUUACCUCUUCAGCGGGAUUUUUCUCUUUCAUUGGCUUGAAAUCGACCUUGAUUAUUGCAGAGGUAAUACCAUUUUUGAUUCUUGCAGUUGGGAUAGACAACAUCUUUUUAAUAGUUAACGAAUUACGUCUUGCUCAACAAAUCUUCCCAGAAAAUAAUACUGAGCAAAACAUCUCAAUUGCUUUAGGGAACAUUGGCCCUUCAUGCUUUUUCAGUGCAUUAUUGCAAGUGUCUAUGUUUCUAUUAGCAACGAGAGUAGAUAUGCCGGCAGUUAAAAAUUUUGCGUUCUAUAGUGCUGGAGCUGUGACUAUGAACUUCCUUUUGCAAAUGACGAGUUUCAUCUCCUUGUUGGCUCUUGAUGAAAAGAGAAGGGAGUCAGGAAGAUUAGAUCUCUUUCCAUGGGUCAAAGCAACAAACCAUUUACAUUUAGAAGAUCACGAUUUGAAUACAACAGAACAGGAUGAAGAAGACAUUGAUGACAGAGGAAUCUCAAAUUUUAUCAGCAAGUACUAUGCUCCAUGGAUACUAUCUAAAGUAAACAGUAAAAAAAUAUUAGGAAUUUUCAUUCUAUGGCUUGGAGUAUCACUUAGUUUAUUGCCCCAUAUCAAGCUAGGUCUAGACCAAAGAAUUGCAAUUCCUGAUGAUUCUUAUUUGAUAGAUUACUUCAAUGCAGUUUAUCAAUUUUUAAACGUUGGUCCACCUAUUUUCUACGUCUUAAAGAACUUGGACAUUACAGCAAGAGAGAACCAGCAGAUGGUUUGCGGUAGAUUUUCAAGUUGUGAUCAAUACUCUGUUGCUAAUAUAUUGGUUCAAGAAUACAAUAGAGGCAACAAAUCAACAAUUGCUGAUCCAGCGACUAAUUGGUUGGAUGAUUUCUUGAAUUGGCUCAAUCCUGAUUUGGACCAAUGUUGUAGGUUUAAAAAGAGCUCGCCGUUUGAUCAAAGAGAAUUUUGCCCUAACACAGCACCUGAGAGGAUGUGUCAGGCUUGUUACUUGGACCAUAAACCUCCAUAUAGCUCAACUAUGGAAGGAUUACCAACUGGAAAAGAAUUCAUGUUUUAUUUUGGCAACUGGAUUGAACAACCGAGUGAUCCAUGUCCAUUGGGAGGCAAAGCGCCCUAUGGAAAUAGCAUCUCAGUCGUGGAUAAUAAUAUCGAAGCAAGUUACUUCAGGACUUCCCAUUCGCCAUUGAGAUCCCAAGACGACUUCAUAAAUGCCUACAAAAAUUCUCUCAGAAUUGUUGAAGAAGUGAAAAAAUAUAACCCUGGCAUAGACCUUUUUGCAUUUUCUCCAUUCUACAUAUUUUUCGUCCAAUAUCAAAACAUAGUGUCCUUGACUUUCAGCUUAUUAGCUGUCGCAGCACUAAUCAUAUGGGCCAUCAGUACCGUGGUUCUAGGGUCCUUUGCAUCCGCAACCAUCUUGGUCAUCACGGUCGCAUCCAUCUUGAUCAAUAUUGGCGGGGUCAUGGCUCUUUGGUCUAUAUCGUUGAAUGCAGUUUCUCUAGUGAACCUAAUUAUAUGCGUUGGAUUAUCCGUGGAGUUCACUAUCCAUAUUGCCCGUGCAUACACUCUAAGUUUACCUGAAUUGCUGUUCUCCAAUGAAAUCUUCUUUGGCUCUCAAGAUACUCAAGUAAUCAAAGCCUACAAUGCAUUAACUAACGUUGGAGGUACAGUUCUUCGUGGAAUUACCCUCACGAAAGUUAUCGGUGUCUCUGUCCUUGCAUUUUCAUCCUCCAAAAUUUUUGAAGUCUUCUACUUCAGAAUGUGGGCAGCUUUGGUACUGAUAGCAGCCGUUCAUGCUCUUUGUCUCUUACCCAUAUUGCUUAGUAUGUUUGGAGGAACCUUCGUAACUCAUCGCAAUUCAAAUGUUGUCAAUCAUAUCGAUGAGAUAACUAACACAUUUUAA